AUGAUCCCGAAAGAGCAUAUUUUUAUGAAUGUGUCUUUAAAAAAUGAUAAAUUUAUUGUUUGUCUGGUAAUCGUAUCUACAGUAUGUUCAGGUAUUAUUCCUGCUGUCACAUCAAUUUUAACAGGUAAAGUAUUUAACUUAUUGGAGCAUUCUUCAUUAGAUUAUUCAGUGCCAAAUGAUUUAAUUAUUAAAUCAAUGUCUAUUAUGAUAUUGGGUGCAGUCAGUUUCCCUAUUAUAUGGAUUUUGAUUUCUUCAUGGAUGCUUAUCGCUGAAAGACAAUGUAUCAGAUUGAGAUAUCAAUUAUUAUACACGUAUAUAAGCAAAUCCUUCCAAUGGUAUGACUCAAAUAGUGUUAACCUCCUAGGUGAAUUUACUCAAUUGAACAGAUGUAUCGAAGAAAUACGGCAAGGUAGUUCAGAAUCAGCUGCUAUAUUAUUUCAAAGUUUGAUCACAGUAUGUACUCUUAUUGGUACAUCUUUCUAUUAUUCAUGGUCUAUGACAUUAGUUAUUCUUUGUUCUUCACCAUUAAUAAUUAUAAUUACAUUAAUUUUAUCCAAAUUAAUCAAUAAAUCUAUUGAUUUAGAGAAUCAGGAGACAUCAAAAGCAGCAGAACUAUUAGUUUGGUCCAUGAACUCUGUAUCGUUAGUAAAAUUCAGCAAUACUCAAGAUAUAGAGAUCAGAAAAUUUAAUAAACUUGUAAAAAAAUGCAAUAGCAUCUUUAUUAGAAUCUGUCUUUUGAAUUCUUUGAAUUACAGUUUGAUUCGGAUGUUGUCACUUCUUAUGUUCAUUCAAGGAUUUUGGUAUGGUUGUACAAUGAUUAAGCGUGGUAAAUUGCAGAUUGAUAACGUUAUCACCUGUUUCCAUUCGUGUCUUAUGUUAGCUUCUACAUUUAAUGAAUUAUUUCAUCAACUUAUCAUCCUACAAAAGGGCCAUGUUGCCAAUAUUAAAAUUAACAAAUUUUUAAAUAGUUUUGAUCCUGGUCUAAUAUUUUCAAUUAAUAUAAAAAAUGAUAUGCAAAAAUCAUUGAUAAUACCACCUAAACCGUUGAUUUGUGAUAAUUCCUUAGGUAUCACUUUUCAUAAUGUUUCUUUUAAAUAUCCAACUAGACCACAUGUAUCAGUUUUAUCAAAUGUCAACAUUAAUUUUAGAAUGAAUGAAUUAACUUUUAUUAUUGGGAAAUCAGGAUCAGGGAAAUCUACUUUACCCAAAUUAUUAUUAAAAUUUUUCAGUGGAUUUGAGGGUGAAAUAAAGAUUAACGGUGUGCCAAUAGACCAAAUUGACCAGGAAUGGAUCAUUGAUAAUGUCACGGUUGUAGAACAACGUUGCAGACUUUUUAAUGAUACUCUGAAAAACAACAUAUUAUUAGCCUAUCCAGGUCUCGAUGAACAGAACGAUCCUUCUACUUCAGGUGCAAUCCAAGAUAGAUUAAUGGAAGCAUGUUCUUUUGCUGAGUUAGAUAAUGUGAUAUCUCAGCUUCCAAAUGGAUUGAAUACAAAGAUUGGAGUUGAUGGGGUAAAUUCGAGUGGUGGUCAAUCUCAAAAAGUUGCAUUAUCGAGAAUAUAUAUAAGAGAUACACCAGUUCUGAUACUCGAUGAAUCAGUAUCAGCAAUUGACAUUAUUAGUCGCCAAAUAUUGAUGGAUAAUAUAAGGGAAUGGAGAAAAGGUAAAACGACAAUCAUUUUGACACAUGAAUUGGAUCAAAUUAAAGCAAAUGAUUUCUUAUAUGUUAUGGAGAAUGGAAAAGUUGUGGAUAGUGGAUAUAAAAGUACAUUAUUAAAUACUGAAGGUAGCAAGUUUAAAAAAUUUUAUGAAAUACAGAAAAUGGAUAGAUCUGAAGAAGGUUCGACCGGUUCUAUUAUAGAUUCAUAUGAUUGUGGUAGUGAGGCAUAUAAAAAUGAGAAAAGAACAUGUUUGAAUCAGACCGCAAUAAUUUAUGAUAAUUGGGAGAAUCCUACUAAAAUUUUAGAGGGGGAAACUCAAAAAAAUCUAAUUAAUGAUGUGGUUUACGAAGAGGAUGUUUCAUGUGAUUCAAUAGAUUAUUCAAUAAAUGAUGUUCAAUACAAAAAAGAUGGUUCUAAAAAUGAUUUAGAUAGGGAGAUGUCAUUUAUAGAUAUAAUUAAACAUAUGUUAAGAGAUUCUGAUAAAAAAUUAUUAUUGAUUUUUGGAAUUUUAUGUUCUUUGUUGGCUGGUGUCUCUAAUCCAAUAUUUUCUUUUGGAUUUAGCUAUCUUUUAAACGGAAUAGUGUUAAGUGAAACCCAUGAAUCCACCUCACAUUAUCUUUUAAAGUGGUCACUUAUACUAAUUGCCAUUUCAAUAGCAGAUUCCAUUUUUAAUUUUUUAAGGUCCUUUAUACUUGCAUAUUGUAGUGAAAUUUGGAUUUUAAACUUAAGAGAAUUGACUAUGAGAGUUAUUCAGUACAAUAAGUUUGAAUGGUUUAAAAAGGAUCAAAAUAGGUCAUCUGAGUUAUCUGCAGUUUUGUUGAAUGAUCUGAGAGAUUUACGAAAUUUAAUCAGUGAAUUUUUAAGCACAUUUAUUAUUUUUGUGGUAGUCUCUUUUUGUGGAUUAAUCUGGGCUAUAGUUGUUGGUUGGAAAUUAAGUUUGGUUUGUAUAUCAAUGUUCCCUAUACUUGUGUUAUUUUCUGUUUUAUAUGGAUUUAUUUUACAAAAAGUUGAAACAUCAUAUAAGACAGAGAUUACUCGACUGGAAAAUUGCUUCUUUGAGAUAAUAGUAGGAAUUAAGACUAUUAAAUAUUUACAUGUUCAAGACCAUUUUAUCAAAAAAUAUGCUAAGUUGAUCCAGAAUAUCAAAAAAGUAGCCAUGAAGCGAGCUUUGGUCACUGGUAUAGGUAUUUCAUUCAGUCAUACAUUAACGUUAUGUAUCCAAGCAGUUUUAUAUUAUUAUGGUUUAAAACUAGUGUUUGUUGGGGAAUAUACCUCUAAAAGAAUGUUUGAAACUUUAACUUUAGUAUUAUUCACAAUUGUAACAUGUUCUAACCUGACUAAUCAAAUUCCAGAAGUAGCUAGAGGCAAGAGGACAGCCGUAUGGACCUAUAGAAUUAUUGAUGAGCGUGCUAGUACUACAGAACAGAUGGAUUUUCAAGGAAGAUAUGCUCCAAUAUUUGUACAAAAAAAAAAUCAACAAUUAAUAAAAAUUCAUAAUUUAACUUUUGCUUAUCCAAACAUCAAGAGUAAAAAGGUUUAUUCAAAUCUUAAUAUGGAAUUAUACUCUGAUCAAACAGUGGCGUUAGUAGGGGCAUCAGGUUCUGGAAAAUCGACUUUAAUUUCUUUAGUUACAAGAUUAUAUUCACCAGAUUGUGACUGUAUAUUUGUAGAUGGCACAGAUGUCCACAAAUGGGAUUUGAGAACAUUGAGACAACAAAUUGGAAUUGUGGAACAAACACCAAUGUUAUUCAAUGGCACUAUUAAAGAUAAUUUGUUAUAUGGUAUAGAGCAACAGAUCACAGAGAAAGAUAUCAUGAAGGUAUUAAAAACAGUAAAUAUUUAUGAUUUUAUUUUAUCUUUACCUUAUGGGUUGGAUACUUAUAUUAAUACUGAUUUGUUGUCUGGAGGACAAUUACAAAGAUUAUGUAUAGCAAGAGUAUUAUUGACUAAAAAACGAAUUUUAAUUUUUGAUGAAUGCACAUCUGCACUUGAUGCAGAAAGUGCAAAAGUCAUACAUGAUAUUGUUGCAAUAGGGAUACCCCAAACUCUGAUAAUUUCAAUCACACAUGAUUUACAAAUGAUGCAAGUUUGUAAGAAGAUUCUUGUUCUAAAAGAUGGUGUGAUAGUUCAAGAAGGAAGUUAUGAAGAUCUUAUUUGUGUUGAAGGUGAAUUUAAAAGGAUCGUAACUUGGUGA
This is a messenger RNA of Arxiozyma heterogenica, 3855 nucleotides long. It is a transcript of the gene STE6, whose product is annotated as ATP-binding cassette a-factor transporter STE6. Gene Ontology annotation, cellular component: membrane. Lineage: Eukaryota; Fungi; Ascomycota; Saccharomycetes; Saccharomycetales; Saccharomycetaceae. The transcript has a single exon. Gene Ontology annotation, biological process: transmembrane transport. Gene Ontology annotation, molecular function: ABC-type oligopeptide transporter activity; ATP hydrolysis activity; ATP binding. The record is from RefSeq and is a predicted model, not a curated record. Bases 1 to 3855 code for a protein of 1284 amino acids.